Molecule: messenger RNA, 2277 nt
Organism: Diaporthe citri
Lineage: Eukaryota; Fungi; Ascomycota; Sordariomycetes; Diaporthales; Diaporthaceae
Exons: 10
Coding region: 1-2277 (758 amino acids)
Molecular function (GO): oxidoreductase activity, acting on paired donors, with incorporation or reduction of molecular oxygen; heme binding; iron ion binding
Source: RefSeq, a predicted model, not a curated record
AUGGCGAACAAUCACGACGUCGUCUACAUGGCUCCUCCACCUGCUGGUAGGCUCCGGUUUGAUGGCAGUCCAACACGUCAAUCCGCAAUGGGCCUUGUCAGUAUUGUGACAACGGUGAUAGCCUUUGCAGUGGUAGCACUUCGUAUCCUGACCAGGAAGUAUAUUGUGAAAAUGCCUAUGCGGGUAGACGAUUCAAGUUAUUUCGCAGUGGCAGCAGUAAUCGCCUCAAUUCUCUUGGUAAUAAGCAACGCUAUACAGCGAGACGUCGGAAUUGGUUUGCACAUUUGGAAUGUUCUGUACAAUGAUUUCACUCAAAGACUGCAAGCUUGGACAAUCGUCGCUACAUCCUUCUAUUGCCUUGCAAUCACCUUUGCGAAAUUAAGCCUGCUCGUUCUGUACCUGCAGUUGUCACCCGUCAAAUCGUUCCCCAUAUCGGUCUGGGUCCUCAUCGUCUUCGUUUGCGGGUACUCGCUGGCAUAUAUCUUGGUUAUGGUUUUCCGAUGUCGACCUGUGGCCGCCGCCUGGGAUAUGACAAUCACCGGAGCGGAGUGCUAUUCGCAGGUUACCGUGAUGCUGGUUUUGAGUAUUGCAAAUAUCCUGGUGGACGCAGCCCUCUUCAUUCUGCCACUCCCAGUCAUAGUGCCUCUACAGAUGAGGGUCGAGAAGAAGGUAUCCCUGAUACUUCUCUUUGCAACCGGUGGACUAGUCUGUGCUGCGGCCAUCACUAGAACCGUGAUAAUGUUUGCGGGAGUUAUGCAGUCUGCCGACUACACUUGGGACAUCAUCCCAACCUACUACUGGUGCUACAUCGAGGCGCAGCUCGGCAAGGCGACACUUGGGGUUGGAAUCCCGUGUUUCAACUACUACGUCGAUCUCAGCCGGCAAACGGGCUCCCCGGUCUUCACCAUGUCACUCCCGGGCCAGAAGAUGCACGUCGUGACGAGGCCGGAACUCAUCCAGACGGUGCAGAAGCAGCACAGGGUCCUCGCGUUCCCACCCAUCGAGGCCAAGUUCGCGUCUACGGUCUGCGGGGCCAGCCGCGAGGCCCAGGAUAUCCUGGCCAAGAACGUCAACGGCGACGAGGGCGAUUUUGGCCUGUCGAUGGAGUCUUGUGCUGCGAUGCGGACCGCACUCAAGCCUGGCCCGCUGCUUGACGACAUGAACCGAGCCAUGAUGGGGGAAAUCGCAAAGUCGCUGGAUCUGCUGGAGCCGGCCCGGGGAGAGUCCCGGGUGAUCGGCAUGUACUCCUGGCUGAGGGACGCUAUCACAACUGCGACAACGAGGUCGGUCUACGGUCCGUUGAACCCGUAUGAUGAUAAAGAGGUCGCCGAUUCUUUCUGGGAAUUUGAAAGCGGUCUGAUGUCAAUCCUGGUUGGAUCUCUCCCAUCCAUCACCGCUAGGAAGCCUGUUGCCGCGCGGGCCAAGGUCGCCAAGGCCUUCGAGGCAUACUAUAAGGCUGGAGGAGUGCAGAAGGCGUCGGCUCUCGCGCAGAUGCGAUACCAAUCGGAGGCCGAUAGCGACCUUUCCCUGGAAGACAUAGCUCGCUACGAGGUCGGAGGCUCAAUCGCCAUCCUAGUGAACACGGCACCGUCAGCCUUCUGGACUCUCCUCCUGCUCCACUCCCAUCCUGGUCUCCUCGAAGACAUCCGCGGCGAGAUCGAUGCCUGCACCGUAACAACCACACAGGGUGGAUCAACCGUCAAGACCAUCGAUAUAACCACCCUCAAGGAAGCCUGUCCUCUUCUGCUGUCCGCGUAUCAGGAAGUUCUUCGCUACUCUUCCAUGGGCACAUCUGUACGCGAGGUCAUGGAAGACACCUACCUCGACCGAUGGCUACUGAAGAAGGGUGCUAUGCUGCAGAUGCCCAGCCGUAUCAUCCACCAGGAUCCCAGCCUCUGGGGCGCCGACGUCGCUGAGUUCAACCCGCGCAGGUUCCUCCCCGAGGAGAAGCAGAACCGUCCGCGCGAUGUCUGCUUCCGGGCUUUUGGUGGAGGCAAGACCCUGUGCCCUGGCCGGCAUUUCGCAACAAACGAGGUCCUCGCCGUCGUCGCCGUCUUCAUCGCUAGGCUGGACAUGAGGCCCGUUGGGGGAGAUUGGAAAUUUCCGACCACGGCCAACACCAACGUUGCCGCAGUUAUUGUGGAGCCGGAUAAUGACAUCCAGGUCGAGAUCAAGACUCGGCAUGGUUUCGAGGAUGUCAAGUGGGCUAUCAAACUUGAAAAAUCAGAGGUCUUUGCCAUGGUGACAGAAGAUGGUUUGGAUGGAGAGGGGUCGUGA